GGCAGCCGGAGCGCCCUGCCUGUCUCCUCGCUCGUGGGGCAGCCAGUCGGGAGCAGCGGGCAGUCAGGCAGCCGGCCCCUCUGCCCCGGCCAGGGCAACGCGGUCAGUAAACACAAAAGUGAGAGCCACCCAAGGGGCAGCCAAAGCAGGAGGAGAGAAAGAGAAGGGGAAAAAAAAAAAAAAAAGAAAAAAGGAAAAAAGAAAAAAAAAGAAAAAGAAAAAAAGGCAAAAAGGAAAAAAGAGAAAAAAGAAAAUAAAAGGAAAGCGUUCGCUUGCUCGCUCUCUAGAAUAACAAAAUACCUGAUCGUCACAAAAUAGCAUCCUUCAGACAAGAUCAAGCAGGGACUUGACAUACCAAAAAGGCAAGGCGAGGAGAGCGAGCCAGAGCGCGGGGAAGGCGAGCCAAAGCCGCGAUCGCUGUCAGGGCAGGAGAGCAGCAUGUCAAGCGCCGUGGCACACACGGAUGAGCGCUGCCGGCAGCCUGCCUUCCUUCCCGGCCCGCCGCCGCCGCAAGAAGUUGAGAGUAGCAGCGGGAGCGCCAAGGUGCAGAGGAUGUGUGCGGCAAGACGGAUGCUGCUGCUGCUGCUGGCUUUCCUGGCCUAUGCGCUGGAUUCGGCUGCGGCAUAUGGCACAGCGGAGACCCUCUGCGGUGGGGAGCUGGUGGACACGCUGCAGUUCGUCUGUGGGGACAGGGGCUUCUACUUCAGUAGACCGGUGGGACGAAAUAACCGGCGGAUCAACCGGGGGAUCGUGGAGGAGUGCUGCUUUCGGAGCUGCGACCUGGCUCUGCUGGAAACCUACUGUGCCAAGUCCGUCAAGUCCGAGCGUGACCUCUCCGCCACCUCACUGGCGGGCCUGCCGGCACUCAGCAAGGAGAGCUUCCAGAAGCCCUCACAUGCCAAGUAUUCCAAGUACGACGUGUGGCAGAAGAAGAGCUCCCAGCGGCUGCAGCGCGAGGUGCCCGGCAUCCUGCGGGCCCGCCAGUACCGGUGGCAGGCGGAGGGGCUGCAAGCGGCCGAGGAGGCCAGGGCGUUGCACCGUCCCCUCAUCUCCCUGCCCAGCCAGAGGCCCCCGGCGGCACGAGCCUCCCCUGAAACAGCUGGCCCCCAGAAAUGAACCCUGACUGGCCGUCUUGAUUUUUGAUCUCCCAGGGGAGGGCGGGAGGACUAGCAAGACCCGGCCCCCGAGCCCCUCCGUCCCCAGGGCUGCCGAGCCCAGGAGCGGGACAGCGGGGCACCCUCACGCUGCUCCGGCCCCAACCAAACAACUGACACAGCAAGGAGGGGAUUGUGGCGGCGAGCAGCGCCGCUCCCACCACAUCGCCCUUUCGGGGUUGGGGGGGGGGGUUGUUUCGUUUCCCAGGCCUGUUUCGUUCCCCUGUGCCCCCAGUAUUUCCAAGCCUGUACUUGCAAAAGGACAGUUCGGCACUUGAACUUUUUGCUGCCAGGCACUGCGUGACAUCCCUAGUGCCAACGCCAGAAGAAAAAAGAAAGAGCAAGAGGGAAAAAGGAUAUGAAGUUAAAAUUUUUUUUUUAAUCUUCUUUUUCUUGAGAAGAAGAGUCCAUUCCAUGUCUUUCUUGACAAUAAAGUGAAAAAUAAAAAUAAAAUGGGGAGAAAUAUCGAGGAAUAUAAUUUUUUUUUCACCUCAUUCCCACCCCACUUUUUUCUUCUUUUUUUUUUUCUUUUGGUUUUCUUAUUUUUAUAACUUUCUUUUGCACCUUUAGAAGAAAAACGUACCUGAGAAGAAGUUCUGAGGAGCCCCCAUCUGCAUUUUUGUGUGUGUGCUUCAUUACAAGAUUCCAAAUCGACUUGCACCUUUUUGAAAUCAUCGAUGACGUGAGAAAGAGAGGAAGAGGAGAGAGAAAGCGAGAAAGAGAGAAGAAAAAGGAAAUGGGAAAGACGAAAAAAAAGAAAAAAGUGAGCUGAUGCUCACUUUAAAUGGAGGAGGCGUCUGCAUUGCACAUUUGCCACGGAUUUAGUUGAUUUAUAUAUAUAAUAUAUUAUAUAACUUUUUGGCAAAAAAAGCACUAUUUUUAUGGGACAUUUUGUGUAGUAUCUGAAGAAGGAUUGUAAUGUUUAAAAUGUGUUAUGGUGCUAAAGUAAGUUGGAAGGGAAAAAACCCAGAAAUAGCAAGGGAGGGUGGGGAGGGAAGGACAAGAUAGCAAAUACUGAACUUGAAAUUUUAGCUUUUCGUUUUAGGAAAAGUGUGAUAAAUGUGUUUCUUUUCUCUUCUGAAAUAUAGCUUGGUCAUGACCAUAUGAGCUAGUUGGCUGUUACUCAUGUACACAGAUGCACGCACACACAGAAAUACAUCGACACGCGUCCUUUUUUUUUGAAAAAAAAAAAAAAAACAACAAAAACCAAAAAACAAA
This is a messenger RNA of Columba livia (rock pigeon), 2372 nucleotides long. RefSeq names its product insulin like growth factor 2 (gene IGF2). Gene Ontology annotation, biological process: positive regulation of glycogen (starch) synthase activity; positive regulation of activated T cell proliferation; regulation of muscle cell differentiation. Bases 439 to 1116 code for a protein of 225 amino acids. The record is from RefSeq and is a predicted model, not a curated record. The transcript has 4 exons. NCBI's taxonomy places the organism in Eukaryota, Metazoa, Chordata, Aves, Columbiformes, Columbidae. Gene Ontology annotation, molecular function: protein serine/threonine kinase activator activity; hormone activity; growth factor activity. Gene Ontology annotation, cellular component: extracellular region.